Dibothriocephalus latus is the source of this 858-nucleotide messenger RNA. Lineage: Eukaryota; Metazoa; Platyhelminthes; Cestoda; Diphyllobothriidea; Diphyllobothriidae. The record is from the annotation of a GenBank genome assembly.
AUGAGCUCAAUACUCGAUUUAUCUUUAACAAUAUAUAUCACACAUUUAGCGGAAACACACAUCCGGCUGAAGGGAAUACUACGAAAUGAACCUGUGAUACUGCAGUUUGCGGAACACAAGGAUGGAAGCGGCGGGAAGUACACAAUAAAAAUAUACCCUCAGCCCAAAUGCAAGCCCAAAACCCGUCCAGCCAACCCAGAUACCAACGCUGAUGACAAGAAGCCUCCAUUAGUAACGCAGCCUGCUAAUCCAGAUGCUAACGCUGACGACAAGAAGCCUCCAUUAGUAACGCAGCCUGCCAACCCUGAUACCAACGCUGACGACAAGAAGCCUCCGUCAGUAACGCAGCCUGUCAACCCAGAUGCCAACGCUCACCACAAGAAGCCUCCGUCAGUAACGCAGCCUACCAAUCCAGAUGCUAACGCUGACGACAAGAAGCCUCCGAUAGUAACGCAGCCUGCCAACCCAGAUGCUAACGCUCACCACAAGAAGACUCCGUCAGUAACCCAGCCUACCAACCCAGAUACCAACGCUGACGACAAGAAGUCUCCGUCAGUAGCACAGCCUGCCAACCCAGAUGCUAACGCUCACAACAAGAAGCCUCCGUCAGUAACGCAGCCUACCAACCCAGACACCAACGCUGACGACAAAAAGCCUCCGUCAGUAACGCAGCCUGCCAACCCAGAUGCGAACGCUGACGAGAAGAAGCCUCCGUCAGUAUUGCGGCCUGUCAGUCCAGCUGCUAACGCUGGACACAAUCACUCACCGUCAACAGACCAAACUACCAGCAAAGCCGCUUAUGCCUUAUCGCUUGUGCCUAUUCUCCUGGUGUCCGCAUGGUUGUUUGCAGGGAUGUAG